AUGAAAAGAGCAAAACAUAAGAAUAAACGUAGUACAAAACAAACACCAACGAAAUUAAUCUCCACCAAUGAAAACUACCCAAUUCAUCCAUUAGACCUCCAUACGGUUCAAUUGACCUCAAACCCAUUGGACGACUAUCAAAGAUUAUAUUUCAGUGUGCUGUGUGAAGAAGAGAACAUGCUGCCCGAUUUCCAGGCAAAGAGAAGAAGUUAUAAAUCAUCCGCUGCUAAUUCCUUCCUUCAUCCACGAUAUAUUCCUAGAACCAACGUUGAUGAAGUGCCCAAUGAGUCCAUCCUUGAAUGUCUUGAGUAUUUACCCAUGGAGAAGGAAAAGUUUUUCAAAGCCUCUCAAUUGAGUCCAACAGUUUUUGAUACUUUUAAAAACACAUUGUGUCUGAAUGACACUACCAUCCCGAUUCAAGAGGAACAAACAACAAGUUCGUAUACAAGUUCAGACCCGGGUGUUUCAAUGAAGAGAACCGCAUCCACGUCUUCUUCUUCAUCGUCCUCCGGGAUGUUGGAAAUGACAUAUAAGAGACGGAAAUUGGAUGAUGGUACCACGAGAAAAUCAAUGACUAAUAAUAACUGCAUUCUAUGGGAACAUAGAUCUGGGUAUGUAUUUUUUACCGGUAUUUGGAGAUUGUAUCAGGAUGUCAUGCAAUAUAUGAUUGAAAUGCCAAGAAAGAAAUCGAAGGGAAGUAUACCGGCACGUAUAGAUUGUGAAAUUGAAUUGCAAUAUGCCAAGACAAGAGUAUUCAUGGAAUAUCAAUCACCUUAUGAGGAUAAAAUCGGUUCUUGUUUAUUCAGUAAUACCAGUACUAAUACUAGUAAUAAUGAAAAAUUAAUACCCGGUGUUAAUGGGUCCAAUUCAGAAUAUAUCCAAAAUAGAAUGACUUCAACUCAUAAGGACUUCCAUUGGAAUAAUUUACCACCCAUUUUAAAGGAGCAAGCCAUUAAUCAUUUUAGAAACAUCUUACAAAUGGAAAAGGGUAUCACUAGCGAUUACCUUGCCUCAAUGAAGGAUUGUGAUUUUUGUCAGAGAAUUAGAGGUGGUUACAUCAAGAUUCAAGGAACUUGGUUACCCAUAGAAAUGGCAAAAUUAAUAUGUACCAAAUUUUGCUUCCCGAUAAGAUAUCUUCUAGUGCCUAUAUUUGGUAAUGAUUUCCCCAAGAUUUGUCAAGAAAAUUACAAUGAAUCUCAUAGGGGAUCUAGAUCACCCGUAAGGAAACCAUUAAAUGGAAGUUCAUCAACAUCACCAAGAACAACAACAAUAACAACAACACCAAAACUUUUAAUUGAUGGACAUAGACAAAAUUCAAAUCCAUUACCUCAGAGAGACUUUCAAUCAUGGUCAAUGAAUAAAGAACACACAAACAUGUACUCAAAUUUUCCAACACCUAACCACUUAAUUGGUCCAUCAACUAAACAUAUGCAUUCAUUAGGCGCUAAUAUCAUUAGAAAUAACGAAUUGUUACCACCAAUACAUUCCAUGGUGAAUAUUCCAAAUCGAACGGCAAUGUAUAGGGAAAGACCAGCGUAUUUCCCACCACAAAACUCAUUAACCACCAUGCUGCCGAGACCGGCAACCCAACCAAACUUGCAAAUGGCUGCCAUGCAACCAGCUAUACCUGUCAAUUCAAUGUAUGUGCGUCAUAAAAUACAACCACAACCAACACAGAUGUUCCCACAACCGUUCAAUAAUGAAAAUCCGAGGGGGGUUCAAUUUCUGCGAAGAGAAUCCACAGGAAAUAUUGGCAUAGUAAGGACUAAUAAUAAUAAUAAUGUUACUAAUGAUCCCAUUCAAACAGGUUAUAGAGUCGUACCGAUGCCAGUAGUAGUACAAGGUCCUGCACCAAAUAAUUUACCAAUGUAUCCACCAUAUGUGUCAUCGAACGUCGUAUAUGGAGCAUACCCUGCAAAGCAACCAAUUCCAGAAUACCCACCUCCAAGUAACAUUAAUAACAACAUUUUAAAUAUUCCACCCAAGAAUCAAUUCCCCGCCAAUGGGAAUCCAAAUAACAACAAUUUUUAA
Naumovozyma castellii is the source of this 2031-nucleotide messenger RNA. It is a transcript of the gene XBP1, whose product is annotated as Xbp1p. Bases 1 to 2031 code for a protein of 676 amino acids. NCBI's taxonomy places the organism in Eukaryota, Fungi, Ascomycota, Saccharomycetes, Saccharomycetales, Saccharomycetaceae. The record is from RefSeq and is a predicted model, not a curated record. The transcript has a single exon.